This is a messenger RNA of Cololabis saira (Pacific saury), 1105 nucleotides long. RefSeq names its product sterile alpha motif domain-containing protein 15-like. Gene Ontology annotation, molecular function: protein binding. Bases 704 to 1078 code for a protein of 124 amino acids. The record is from RefSeq and is a predicted model, not a curated record. The transcript is spliced from 3 exons. NCBI's taxonomy places the organism in Eukaryota, Metazoa, Chordata, Actinopteri, Beloniformes, Belonidae.
UUGACGCCACUGUGCAACGUGUUUGACUUUUACUUAGCCAGCAGCUCAAGCUGCUAGCCGAUUCGAGUUGCAUGAAAACCUAACAAAACCAACGAUUUUGUUAAACACUUGCUUUUACCUUCGUGUUUACCAGCGACCGGAGGAGCAUUGCUGCCAUUGUGGUAACUCAGCUGUCUGCCUUUUUCCUGCACUGAAGCCCUUCAAGCGACCCGGAGUUCGCAGAACUUGAGCCUGCAAACGCUUCCAAAAACAGGACUGUGCAGAAGCAAUGCUGCGUUUUUACUAGAUCUACAGCAGGUUACCGGAGUAGAGGUCAGCGCUUUAGACUCAUCCGGAUGGUUUGUUAAUCAGCGGAAGCGGCGCGCCAUUCUAUUCGACGCUUCCGCUCAAAGUGGGCGGGGACUAGAUUUUCAACAGCCAAUCAGAACACGACAUCUACCAGCCGCCCCGAAUUACGAGCUGCUGAUUGGCUGAAGGAGCAACACAAGCAGAAGUCUCACCGGUUGAUUGAUCUCCUCGCAAGUAUUUAUAUAAAAGUUGUUUUUUAAGUGACUCUGAUUGGGAAAAUUUAUAAUUUAAGUGUCUCCAAAUUUCCCCCAAAGAGUAUAACACUGUAAUUCGCAUUAGGCAGCCUAUUAAAGGACUAAACUCAUCCAUAGUUUGAAGAAAAAGUUUAUACACAUAGUGGUUGGUAACAGUUUCCAUGACAACAAGCUUAACGGGCAAACACAACAUGGAGUUUCUACAGUGGGACUGUCUUGAUGUUGCAAGAUGGAUUGAGUCUUUAGGAUUUCCACAGUACAAAGCUUGUUUCACAGAGAAUCUAAUCAACGGAAGAAAGCUCAUUCAUGUCAACUGUAACACUUUGCCAAGACUCGGGAUCAGAAACUUUGAAGACAUGCAGGUAAUCUCAGCUCGUGUGCGUGAGCUGCUGGGGAUUACAGGGACCCCGUGGAGUCAUAGCAUCGCUGACCCCCAGCGGGAGACCAUGGUCCUGUUCUUGGAGGCAAAGAGUCGUACGGGCGAGCGUGCGGACGCGCUCACCUACGAGCAGUUCCUUCGUGACAUGCGUCAGUGAGGGGGAAAUGUGAAUCACAACAAUAAA